Limanda limanda (common dab) is the source of this 2802-nucleotide messenger RNA. RefSeq names its product desumoylating isopeptidase 1a (gene desi1a). The record is from RefSeq and is a predicted model, not a curated record. Gene Ontology annotation, molecular function: peptidase activity. Gene Ontology annotation, biological process: protein modification by small protein removal. The coding region runs from base 69 to 575 and encodes 168 amino acids. NCBI's taxonomy places the organism in Eukaryota, Metazoa, Chordata, Actinopteri, Pleuronectiformes, Pleuronectidae. The transcript has 6 exons.
GCUGUUCGGACGGAGCUAGCUGAGGCAGCUAACAGGAAAACCCGUUAAAAUACAGAUCCGUGUACGUGAUGGACAAGAACACCACGCGGUACAAUGUGCAGCUGUACAUCUACGACCUGUCGAGAGGAAUGGCCCGCAGCCUCAGCCCCAUCAUGCUGGGAAAACAACUGGAUGGGAUAUGGCACACGGCUAUAGUGACGUACGGUGAGGAGUUCUUCUUCGGCGGAGAGGGGAUCUCCAGCUGUCCACCGGGUGGGACCAUGCUGGGACCUCCAGACACAGUGGUGGAGCUGGGUGAGACCGAAGUGUCCGAGGAAAUCUUCAUGGAAUACCUCUCGUCCCUGGGAGAGAGCACAUACAGAGGGGACAGGUAUCGUCUGUUUGAGCACAACUGCAACACCUUCACCAACGAGGUGGCUCAGUUCCUGACGGGCAGCACCAUCCCCUCCUACAUCACCGACCUUCCGUCCGAAGUCCUCUCCACACCAUUCGGCCAAUUACUGCGGCCCAUCCUGGACUCGAUCCACAUCGCACCACCAGGGGGCAACGUCAUCAACGGAGGCAGAAACGCCUAACCUGAGAGUCGCAGUGUCCGAGGUCACUUCCAUUGUAGUCAGUCACUAAUACGUCUCAAGUUUGUCUUUCUUUCUUUCUGUCUGUCUUUCUGUCCUUCUGUCUUUCUUUCUGUCUUUUCUUUACAGUAUUGGAAGCUAUAAUUGAUAGACAAAACCGCAAAUCUUAAAAUUAUUAUAUUUCUUCCUUAAAAUCCAGUGGGUUGGUGAAUUUGACUCCCUGCCUGCUUGAUGGAAUUUGAUGGUGCCUUGGUCAGUUGAAAUGUGAUGUGUUAAUGAUCAAUUGAACAGUUUUAAUUUCACCAGACCAUCAAAGUCUAUUAUAUCGAGAUUUGAUAAAACAAGGACGAUUUGAUGAGUUGCCUCCUCAAAGAGUUUUUUGAAGUAAAUGGCAACAUAUGUGUAUUUCUUUAUAGAUUUAACACAUUAAAAUACCUCUUAGCACAUUGGUGCAUUAAUAUAUAGUAUAAUAUAUAAUAAAUAUGGUUUGUUUAUAUAGCAACAUGUUAUUUAUGGUUUAGAGGUUGUUUAUUUAAUGAAGUUAUUUUGUUAAGGAUUCAGUUCCGCACAUAUCAGGUUUCACACAUGGUUCCUCCAGGGAGAAUCAUCUCCUGCUGACUACAAUGGAAUGAAUCAGAUUGUACACUUUAGCAUAGGUAUGUUUAAUAUAUUCAAAUCAAUGGAAUGCGGGUUAAUAUAUAUAGAUAGAAAAUAGAGUUUUAAUCUUUAAAUGUCAUGAUUAGAUUUUAAUUUUGCACUUUUAUGUUUUGUUUUACUUUUUUGUUAUUUGGUCGCCUGCAUUUCUCGUCAGAGAUCAUUUUGUACCUUUUUAAUAUUUGUCUCUGUUUCUCCUGCGUUCAGCUACUUUCCGGUCGCCUACUUACCGAACCUUCCAUUCCCAUUCCACUUGUCACAGAGUUUGUGAAAUGACAAACAGCGCGUGACCGAUGCCUCAUGAGCUGAGAGGUUUUAAGCUUAUUUAAGAGAUCAGAUAACGUGAUUAUCUAGAUAGCAGGACUGGGAUCAGGUCACCAUAGAUUGACUUAUGUCUGUGCGUACAAAAGUAAAAUGGUGAUGAAGGUGAGGGCUUUUGUUCAGUUUUAGAAAAUUAAAUGAGUUUUCUCGGCCAGACACAAACUAGAGUGUAAGGUAUUUUGUUUAAAAUCGACUAAAAGUGAACUCCUGCGCAGUUACGUCACAUAAGUUGUGCCUCUUGGCCUGUGCCACCACCUCCAGAGGUAGAUGCUGAUCACUGAUACUCUUUAUUUUAUUUUAAAUACCUAUGUUCCAGUUGCCAUGUGGAUAAUUCUAAACAAUUGCACAUCCACAGAUAUUUGUAACGACUGAAGUUCUGCACUGUUGACUUAUUAACAGCCGAUGCUUGAGUCCUUUAACAGCCACCAGAGUGUGUUUGAUUCAAAAUGCAUCUCUGUGCCUUCAUCUCCCCGGUCGCUAGGUUCCAGUCCCACUGGUGUGGGCUGGCCUAGUUAUAGUUUAGCACAGAUGGUACAUUGUGAAGUUUUCAAUUUACUGCAUGAAGGUCCGACCCUAAAUAUCUUUAAAAUAUUAGGCGAAAGAAGAAUGCAUUCUGCCAUUAGAAAGAAGAUAUAUCUGUUUAAGUUCUAGAUAACACACACAUUGGAUCACUUGCUUAUAGUUGAUCUGAUUUACAUGAAACACACUAAACCUCAUGAGCCAACAGACAGAGUGAAGGAUGGAAGAGGCACAGAGAAAAGAAAACCGCAGAGUCAAUAAACCAGCAUUAACUUAACUCACCGUGUUCUCCUGCAAUAAACAAACGUCACUCACACACACACACACACACACACACACACACAACCUUCCCAGCAGUCGCUGCUCAAAGCUCAACCUCACGUCUUUUAAGUAUUUGGAUACUUUGAGAGAAAUGAAACUGAAUCGUGCUUCGAGAGGCCAGAAAGCUUAGGUGAAUCCGGGUUCUGUUGUUUUUUGCCUUCAGCUAACCAACCAACUGACAUGCUAACCGGACCACUGAAAUGUAUUACUGCACAGGUCGCCCCUCCUCGCUGUGACGUGUCGUUGCUGGGCUGUGACCUGUAAUGUGAAAUUUAAAACAAGAUAUAUUUAUGGAUAUUAUUCCCUAUUUGAAUACUCUAACUAUGGUGGAUAUGUUAAAAACAUAUUGUUUGUAUGGUUUGUGUAAUUGUUUUUUUUUGUAAUCUGACCUAUACAUAAAGCCAGUGACUGCAAA